UCACACUUCGCUGGGGACUUUAAGAGUGAGCAGAGAUCGGAGAGCUUCGGUGCUUAGCUGUCUAUAUUUUACGAUCGCUUUUCUUUUUUCCGGGAGAGAUCUUUCAGCCGCCGAGCAGAACCUUUUCCUUUGUGUGGAUACUUUUUGGGUGCCUGGUUUUUGCUGUUGAAACAUUUCUUGUUUUGGGCUUGCCGCUUUUUGCCUGUCUCGGACCAUUAUGACUUUGGAGGAAAUUCACGGGCAGGAGACGAUGCCGGAAACUAGCGACAGGUAACUAUCCGCCGGGCAGAGGUUCAGCCCGGGAUGGGGAAGAUGGGGUGGUGGUUGAGGCGGCUUAUGAUGGAAGGGUCUCGCGCGGACGGAGGCGGGCGCGCGGGUUGGGUACCGCGGAUGGAUGGAGGGCUGGGAAUGCAAGCCAGGAAAGGUUUCCCCGCGACUGACGGCACUUGCCCUCUUCUUGUCGUUUGCAGUAGCUCUAGCAGCGCCGCCACCGGCAACCGGAUGCAGAAGGCCGGCAAAGCUUUGCAGGAGCUGCUGGUCUCGUCGCAGCGCCGCGGCUGCCUCACCGCGGGCGUCUACGAAUCCGCAAAACUGAUGAAUGUGUAAGUAUCUGGGCAUUUGCACCGCGCCUGUCGUUUUGCAUGCCUUGCGCAACACCGGGAAAAGGGAGGGAAUCCGGGCGGGAAGAAGAGAGUGCAGAAAGUGCACAGCUCUUUGCUUUAUUUUUUUUGCAAGAAUCUCCGCUUUUAAAGUGGCUAAUCGCAAGCCUCCCUCUCUCUGCAGUGAUCCCGACACGGUCGCUUUCUGCGUGCUGGCCGCGGACGAGGAAGACGAGGGCGACAUCGCCCUGCAGAUCCAUUUCACUCUCAUCCAAGCCUUUUGCUGCGAGAACGACAUUGACAUUGUGCGCGUGAACGACAUCCAGAAGCUGGCCGCGAUUGUGGGCGCCAGCGAGGAGGGCGGGGAGCCCAGAGACCUGCACUGCAUCCUCAUCACGGUGAGUUUUCAGCGCCAUGUAAGGGGCAAGCCCCACUUUUAUUCUGUGCAAUGCCAUAGCGUGCCAUGCCCGUCUUUAACGCUUGGGCAUUGGGCAGGAUUUUCUCCUGUGAAUCUCUUUGAGGCAGCGCAUUGGAUAGCAAAAUAGUGCCAGAGCAACCUUAGGCCAGCAAAUAGCUGCCACUGACAUGAUUUAAGUGCUUCUGCCGGUGGCCCAUUCCCAAGGAAGCACAUCUCAUAAAGUGUGUUUCAUUGGUACCUCAGGAAUUAGUAGCUGUAGUUGUUGCAGUUUCGGACAUAUAUAUAUAGCCUGCCUUAUUGUCCAUAGCAGUGAGCAGAUUUAGUUUCCUGCUGUAUUGUGUUUUGGACUGUGAUAUUCGCUCAUGUAUCUUUGUUCUCUUUAUUGCAGAAUCCCAAUGAGGAUGCCUGGAAAGACCCAGCCUUAGACAAGCUGAACUUGUUUUGCGAAGAGAGUCGAAAUGUCAACGACUGGGUGCCCAACAUCACCCUGCCCGAGUGAUGGUGACGGUGUUGACGUAGCCGGUGCACAGGAGAGGUUGAAACCUUUUUGUUGCAUUAUCACCUUGGAGCUGCACAUCUGGGCAACCCAGCGAGUGGCUGAUUCUGGAGAUUAGCCCGGUCAACAGCUUGGAUUAAGUCGCUCAGACACAGCACGUGGUGGAUUCUUGUGGGGAGAAAAAAAAGAGAGAAGCAAAGGCGAGUGGAUUGUACCAGCAGUGAGCCUCUCUGCUAUGCUGCAGCGCUGGAGAAGCUGGCAUAUCUGUGGAGCUGAAGAAGUACUGCAGUUUUUAUUUUAGGAGCAGAAGAAAAGAGAGUGGGGGAAAAAAAACUGUGGCAGGUUUCCAGGUCAGGUGGAAUGUUCAUGUUAGAAAGCCAGAGUGAAAGUUGAAAACUGGACAUAGGUGAAAGGGCAGGAAUGGACAAGGUAUGGACAAGAAACUGCUGGCGGGUGGCAUCCAGCCCCUUCCCCAAGAGACUGGACUCUUAAAAGACAUUGGUACGAUUGCAUUUCUGCAAAGAUUUUGAUGCAGAUUGAGCUACCGGAGGAGGUCUUUUGGACUAUAUUCUGCAUUGAUAACCAAUCUUGCAAUAAUUCUUUUAAACUGAAAUUCAUGCUGCUAUUGAAAUUCUUAACACAUUUGUAAUAAAUUUUUUUGAUAACCAAC
Messenger RNA from Podarcis lilfordi (Lilford's wall lizard), 2183 nucleotides. NCBI's taxonomy places the organism in Eukaryota, Metazoa, Chordata, Lepidosauria, Squamata, Lacertidae. The record is from the annotation of a GenBank genome assembly.